CACAGCAUUGUGGAAAGAGCUGUAAGGAGCAUUAUGGGCGAGCUGUCCAAUGAGCCCCGUAGCAACCUGCUCAGCCCAUCCCAGGUGGUUGUGGAGGUGGUGCCCAGGCUCCUCCUGGCCCUGUGGCUUCAGCCAGAGGAAGGCCAUUCAGGGCACCCAAUCCUAAUAAGCGGGAUGGCCGUGGGCAUGGUGGCAGCCGUAGUGGAGAAGCUCUCCAGCAUGUUAAAGGCCCCUUCUCCUCAAAUCCCUUUCUCCCGCGCUGCGGCUUUUGAAUCUGUGCUGUCAAUCCUCGGGAGAAUCAGUCAGUCCUUCUCCACGGAUGACCUCCAGAGCCCAUUUUAUGUGAGAUCUGUCUGUGCCUUUGUGGCUGACGAGGUACAGAGCUGCUUCCAGCCCCCUGCAGCCACCUUACCAGUCCUCCCUGUCGUCGCCGCAGCCAUCUCCACCGCACCUCCAGACAUCCGAGCAGAGGCAGACCCGGCUUCUUCCCACAUGGAGGUUGUGGACAUCACGGCUAACAUAGAGGCAGACCAGGCGUCUUCCCACUUGGAGGUUGUGGACAUCACCGCUAACAUAGAGGCAGACUCUGCUUCUUCCCACCUGGAGGUUGUGGACAUCACCGCUAACAUAGAGGCAGACCCUGCUUCUUCCCACCUGGAGGUUGUGGACAUCACCGCAAACAUAGAGGCAGACUCUGCUUCUUCCCACCUUGAGGUUGUGGACAUCACCCAUAACACACAGGCAGACACGGCAUCUUCCCACCUGGAGGUUGUGGACAUAACAUGUAAGACAGAGGCAGACCCGGCCUGUUCCCACCUGGAAGUUGCGGACAUCGGCCCUAAAACAGAGGCAGACAGAGCUUGUUCCCACUUGGAGGUUGUGGAAAUAACCCCUAAGACAGAGGCAGACCCGGCUAAUUCACACCUGGAGGUUCAGGACAUCACCCCAGAGACACAGCAAGAUCCAGCUUCUUCCCACCUUGAGGUUGCGAACAUCACCCGUAACAAAGAGGCAAAUCCGUCUUUUUUCCACCUGAAUGUUGUGGACAUCACCCCUAAGAGAGAGGCAGGGCCCAUCUCUUCCCUCUUGGAGGUUGUGGAUGUCACACCUGAAGAAAGGACGCUCAAGAUGGCCGUCUUCGCCACUUUGCCAACUGACAUUCAAGCAGAGGAUGUUGCUGUGAUCAUCCCAGAUGUCACCCCACACGUCACCAAGGAUGUGACACUGGAUGUUCCAUGCAAAGCAGCAUGCAAAGGGAAAGUCCGGCAAUUUUUUUUCAGGCUUUGGAGGGCAGUGUGCUGCUGCACCUGCCACAAGGAAGAGGAGGAACAAUAUUAGUUAUUCAUCAGACCUUCAGAAAAGGGAUUGAACCAUAGACCAUUAAAUUAUUCACAUUAUAAUUGGAUUCACUUUGCUUUUCUUCUGUUUACUACUUAAUUUCAGAACAUUUCUAUAAACUUUCUCUUUGCAAGUGUGGAGUAGGUUGUGUAAAUAAGUGGGAAACAUCCCAAUUUUAAUGCUUUUAAUCAUUUACUUACUACAUGUAAACAAAACAAAAAAAGUAGUAUUUGACAACAAAAAAACGGAGGGAGCUCAACCAACGUGGAGUUGAGGUGCAACCAAAACCUUUAAUCAUCACAGAAAACGAAAAAGCACAACUCUUGCGCACUAUAAAAAAUGCAUGUUUUAUUCAAGCACGGUUAAAAGAUGAACAUUUUGGCCUAGUCUAUGACGAUAUGCAAGUUGUGUUUUCCCAGUUAAAGGGUGACCCAGACUCACCCUGGUUCUUAAGGUUUGCAGACAGUGAAAAGAUAUCAUUAAGUAAAUGGGACUUUUCAAAUCUUGAAUAAAAAUAUUUAAUGAACAUGAAUUUAAAUACAACCGACUUGAGGAUCAGAGCAGGCUGGCAGACUGGCUCGCCCUGAAAGCCCUCUGCCUCUAACUCUGUGUGGUUAAUCUCAGCCAAUAGGUUGUGUGGGUUGUCUUUCUCUCUGUGGGUGUGAAUCACUAUGACCUCUCCCUUGGCCUGCCCGUUGGCCUGAUCAGAAGGCUUGUCAUCUCUUUCCUUGCUCGCAUGAGCAGGAGGAAUGGCAUCUGGGGUAACCUCCUCCUCUCCCACCUGUCCCAACUGUCUGUGUUCGACUGAGGUCACUCAUUCUCUCUCCCUGGGUAUUGGAUAAUUCCUCCUCCACUGUGUCGUAUAGUUCCUCCUCCACUGUGUCGGAUAGUUCCUCCUCCACUGUGUCGGAUAGUUCCUCCUCCACUGUGUCGGAUAGUUCCUCCUCCACUGUGUCUUUGUGAGCUUGAAGUGUGUUAUCCUGUUCUGGCUACCUCUUUAGGGGUGUGCAUCUUAAAUCUCUUUCGGUUUGUUGGGGGAUUCAGUUGUUUUGGGGAGCGUCUGAAGUUCGAUCUCUUGCAAUGAGUGUGGGGGCUGUCCUGUGGGGGUGUCCCCUUCCCUCCUAAACUGUAAUGACUGCGAUGAUGAAAAAGUAGGAGGAGCCACGAGACAUGUGAUGAGGGCAAUGAAGAUCUCUCUGCAAGGACUGGAUAGGACAUAUCACAACACUGCUGCUCAUUCAUAUUCAAACCCACUAUAGACUAUGCAUGCACUCAUUGGCGCGCUCCCCCACACACACACACACAAUGAACUUACCUGUACAUAUCAGAAUCAUACAUUCAUCGGCCACCUCUUACACAACAUUUCUUGAUCCCCCACCUCAAACAUGUUGAGUCAAUACUAGAUGCUGGAAAGGUGCUGGAAUGCAGGUGCAGAAGGGUCUAGUAUGUAAUGAUGUGAUACCAUGCGUACCCCAUAUCCUGUGUUUGUGUUGAUGUUUUUGUAUUGAACAUUUAUUUAAACAGGGAGUCACAUUGAGAUUAAACAUCUAUUUUACAA
Messenger RNA from Oncorhynchus gorbuscha (pink salmon), 2896 nucleotides. Its product is annotated as serine-rich adhesin for platelets-like. Bases 34 to 1338 code for a protein of 434 amino acids. The record is from RefSeq and is a predicted model, not a curated record. NCBI's taxonomy places the organism in Eukaryota, Metazoa, Chordata, Actinopteri, Salmoniformes, Salmonidae. The transcript has 5 exons.